AGAGUUGCGGUGUCCGCAGCAACUCACAACGUUCCCCCUCGUUUAUUAUUAGUUUUCUGUCGAAUCGGGGCGGAAAAUAUUAAAUUUGGGGACAAAAUGACGCAGAUGUCGGAUGAACAAUUCCGCAUACUCAUCGAAACAAUACGCUCCCUGGCGCACAUCAAAGAAGAUGAGCCGUAAUCGAAGGGAAGCUUCAGCAACUGCCCCGUCCGCUUCAGUGGGCAGCGUGAUCACGAUGCCGUGGAUGAGUUUAACGAUCGGGACGCCCUGAAGGGGCCGUUGCUAUUCAACAACAUCGCCGUUGUCUGGUGGAAGGGGGUGCGUCGAGAUGCGAAAACCUGGAAGGAUGCCAUGCAGCUUUUGCGAGACCACUUUUCGCCCACCAAGCCCUCCUAUCAAAUCUACAUGGAGAUCUUUGAGACGAAGCAAGGGGGAGGUGAAGCCAUCGAUUCGUUUAUUUGCAAGCAACGCGCGCUUUUGGCCAAGCUACCCGACGGCCGCCACGACGAGGAAACAGAGCUGGACUUCAUCUAUGGCUUAAUGCAGUCCAAGUACAGGGAGAGUAUUCCAAGGCAUGAAAUUAAGACUUUUCGGGAUUUGUUGGACCGGGGACGCACUGUGGAGCGCACUAGACACUAAAGAAUCUUGUAGAUAGUUGUAAAUAGUAAAACUAAAAUUCAGGAGAAACCCUUUCGCCGCCCGCUCGUUGGUGCCUGGACGCCCGGACUAUCC
Messenger RNA from Drosophila miranda, 732 nucleotides. RefSeq names its product activity-regulated cytoskeleton associated protein 2. Lineage: Eukaryota; Metazoa; Arthropoda; Insecta; Diptera; Drosophilidae. The record is from RefSeq and is a predicted model, not a curated record.